Molecule: messenger RNA, 920 nt
Organism: Oppiella nova
Lineage: Eukaryota; Metazoa; Arthropoda; Arachnida; Sarcoptiformes; Oppiidae
Source: the annotation of a GenBank genome assembly
UAAUUCAGUAUUUAUUUUACUUUUACUGUUAAACGUAUUAACUUUGUGUACAUGCAUAUCAUUGAAAUCACUGUACCUGGAUCAAUCCAAUAGAAAUCAUGAUUUGGUUCUUAACUGUAACUUCCAAAUGGAUUCCGACCAACAGUUUCAAGGAAUGGAAAUGAGAUUCAAAAAUAAAUUUUAUUAUUACGUUGACUCCGGAUCGCUAAAGGAACACUUUGAAAGUAGUGUCAUCGAUAGUAGCAGGGUCAUCGAGCACAGACCUCUAUAUAACACGACCACCAAAUACGGUAACGUAAGGAAUGUCAUAUCAAGCGCCUCCGUGUCCGAUGACUUCGAUUGUCUCAUAUACUUCUCUGCCGGUGGUGUCCCUGGAUUUAAUCAGUCAUCCAUGGGUUUUGUGCCUGAUGAUAGAUCAAUCCAAACAACACUUUACGUGUACAACCAAGUGAGUGGUACUUACAAAGUAGGUGACGACGUGUCCAUUCAUUGCGAUUAUCGCCUCAAAGCUAAAGACUUUCUCAUUGAUCGACGAGUUUAUAAAGACAACAAACUUUUCUAUAGAUAUGUCAACAAAGAUCAGAAAUAUUUCUUUGCUCAAAGUGGUGUCGACAACGUUAGGUUGGAUUCCGAUGCCGACAAUACGCUAAGAAUUACUAUUAACCCAAAUUCUGAGACAGGGGGCCGAUACAAGUGUCAAGUCAAUUAUGUGACCCCCGAUGGCCUAAACAUGAACUCCACACAUGAAAAUACACUCCAAUUGGCGGGUUUUAAAACUGUAUUACCAGUAAAACUUAAUUGAAGCCAUCAUUAAAACAAAUCAUCUUUUAAUAGUUUCUAUUUAUAUUAUAGUCAGUGUAGAUAAGAUAUUACUGCAAAUAUAAAAAAAUAAAAAUUAAUUACCAUUACUGUAAUUGGAG